AUGGAGCACGUACUACGAUGCAAUGCUCUUAAAUGUCGGAAGGAGCUUGGCGAUAGGGCGCUGGUGACCACCUGUAGCCAUAUUUUUUGUUUGGAUUGCGCUGCUCGUCUAGGAUUGACAGUACAAGGGCAUGAUUCUCGUAACUCAUGCCCGGCGUGUGGUUCCCAUCUAACAAACCCUGAUGACGCCGUUAUUUCCAACCUUAAUCCAAGUGAGGAUUAUAAAACGAGUGUCCUAAGUGGCCUUAGUCCCAAUAUUAUCAUCGAGUGCGCGAGCAGAGCUCUCAGCUUUUGGGCCUAUCAGGCUACUCAGGAAGUCGUUUACCAGGAGCACCUCAGCAAGGCUCUUACCGAGAAAUACUCGAACCUCAGUGUUCAUCUCGACAAGGUUAUCAACGAGGCUAACAUAGAAAUCACCAAUCUCCAAAAUAAGCUCACCGGAAAGAUGGACCAGGAUAGCCUCCGUAGAAAGAAUGAUGAAUUAACCCAGGCAUAUAAAGAGAAAAACCGAAAACUGCUCCAAAUCCAAGAGUUGUACGAUAAACUCAAGCGAAAGGCGAUGCUUGGUCAAAUACAAGAUGCGGCAGAAGAUGCAAUUGAUUCAACGCUUCAUGGGUCACCCUCAGCUCGUGCACUGUUCGAGAGUGGGAGUCAAAAUCUUACGGGUUACGAAGAGACAGAGACACCCUACGGGCAACAGCAAUAUCCGGCAUUUCACGAACAAAGGAUGCCAGUGGGAUAUCAACAUCAAACUACGACCAAAGACUACGGUAGCACAUGGCCUAGGACUACGGGAUCUCAAUCGAAUGUACCGGUCACACCGUCAAGUCACCGUCAACGUGUUGUUGAACCAAGUGGUAUGGGUCUAUCAACGAUUCCAGGCCUUGUCGCAGGUACGCCUCAAACACACCACAACCACAUAAAUAUGCGACCACCACAAGCAUCUCAGGGUGAGAUAUUGUCUGGUCUCCAAGGAAAUCCGAGGUUUCCGGCAGUGGGAUUAAGCUCUGGAUUGAAAGUCAGUCAUGGUGGAGGAAACCCAGACAGGCUUGCCGGUUCCUCAACAAGACCACGAGGUUAUUCUCCAAAAUCAAGGACAUAUACAAGCUAG
Messenger RNA from Annulohypoxylon maeteangense, 1110 nucleotides. RefSeq lists its product as uncharacterized. Gene Ontology annotation, molecular function: ubiquitin protein ligase activity. Bases 1 to 1110 code for a protein of 369 amino acids. The transcript has 4 exons. Gene Ontology annotation, cellular component: synaptonemal complex. The record is from RefSeq and is a predicted model, not a curated record. NCBI's taxonomy places the organism in Eukaryota, Fungi, Ascomycota, Sordariomycetes, Xylariales, Hypoxylaceae. Gene Ontology annotation, biological process: reciprocal meiotic recombination.